Molecule: messenger RNA, 3454 nt
Organism: Ixodes scapularis (black-legged tick)
Lineage: Eukaryota; Metazoa; Arthropoda; Arachnida; Ixodida; Ixodidae
Product: sodium/potassium/calcium exchanger 5
Exons: 11
Coding region: 464-2266 (600 amino acids)
Biological process (GO): calcium ion transmembrane transport; intracellular calcium ion homeostasis
Cellular component (GO): membrane
Molecular function (GO): calcium channel activity; calcium, potassium:sodium antiporter activity
Source: RefSeq, a predicted model, not a curated record
CCGUGCUGUGGGAGGCUUUUUUUCCAGCCCGAACGGCCGGCCGUGUAUACGUUCUCGAGAGCGCGUGGAGCGACAGCGAGCCAGCUGUUGCGUUGGCCGGGCUCCAGACUUUUAUCUCCUCCCCUACACUUUCCUCCACCCCCUCUCUAUCUGUCCUCACCCUCACCUACGGACUCUCGUUUCAUCUGUCGUUCUCUAUAUUUUGUUAUAUUCGCGUUCGCCGAGUUUGGCGGAUUCUCGGGUGCAAGAGGAGCGGUGUUCGGUUUUGUGUCGCCGUAGUGCUUUCAACGAGAACGCGUUCGUUGUUGGAUAAAAAACGUCGUCCGCGGUUUCUGACGGGAAGGAAGCGGCGACGACGAUCGCUCGGGGGCAGAUAAGGCCCUCAACGCCGCCACCGUCCGCUACGGGCUCUCAGCAGCGCAGCAGCUGGGGGUCGGCCACCUCAGGCCUGUCAGGAAUUUCGAUGGGCCAUGAGUGGCCUGCUUCGAAAGGCCUUGGUAUCCGGAUGGUGGGAGGUGCCACUGGACGUGUCUGUGUGUUGGCAACAGCGUCUCUUCUACUGGCCACAUUGUUUUCGGACUCGGCCUGCGGCGAAACUAUCGAUCAGGACGGGAACAUCACAACAGUGUGGGAGCUACCUGGCCUACAUCAAGAUGUCACGACAAAGCGAUACAACGGAAGCCAAACGCUCGGGCUCUACACCGUCGCUGGAAACAGCAGUGCCGAUAACGUGACCGAGUUCUGCGUACCUCCGUCCAUCUACGAGUUUCCCGACGACCCUUUCACUCAGCAAGAGCGCCUGCGAGGAUGGGUGGCCGUGCAUUUCGGCGUUCUCGCCUACCUGUGCUGCAUGCUGGCCAUUGUGUGCGACGUGUACUUCGUGCCAUGCCUGGAACUGCUCUCAAACGCUUUGAAGAUAUCUUCGGACGUGGCUGGCGCUACCGUGAUGGCCGUUGGCACUUCGUCUCCGGAACUUUACUCCGCCAUUAUUGGUUCAUUCGUGACGGAAGGAGACAUUGGUGUGGGCGCCAUCGUGGGUUCCGCAGUGUUUAACAUACUCGGAGUGACGAGCGUCACUGGCAUCUACCUUCUCACUACGACGGUGCAGCUGGAAUGGUACCCUAUCGUGAGGGACUCGCUGCUGUACAUAGCCAGCGUCAGCGUGCUGGCCGCAUGCAUCGCCGACAGCACCGUGUACUGGUACGAAGCCGCCGUGCUACUGAUGCUGUUCUGCGUGUACAUUCUCGUCAUGCACUACAACUCCAGACUCAAGCAAGUGACUGUUGAUCAGAUGGAUCGGUUGAUUCGCUGCAUCAAAUCCAGAAUGAUCAAGAAUGGGGAGAAAAACAACUCCAAAGUGGUUUCUCAGAAGGUUAACAUUGCCCCAGCAGAGGUGAUGUCGCUCCUGCUUCCGUCGGAAAAAAACGAUGCAUCCAGGAACACACCGGACACGACAGGUAGCCAUGAAAAUGGUUGUCUUCAACGUCGCAAACUGUGCGGCGAACAGAGCUUGAAGCAGGGACCAACGCUCGAAGUUCCUUUAACAGGUUCUACCGGCUACCGGGUCGUCGUUAUGGACCCCAAGACAGAUCUCGAAGACACCAGCACAAUCACGGAAAUUAAGGUCCCGGCCUUGGACCCUUCUACGUCGGCGAAAGGAGAGCGUAACUGGAUGGAACGUGCCUGGUGGUUGGUGAUGCUACCAGCCUCGGUUCUGCUCUGCCUGACGAUACCCAACUGCAAGCGGUGGCCCAGGAUGUACCCGCUCUCCUUCCUCAUGUCCGUCGUGUGGAUCGGGCUGCUCUCAUACCUCUGCGCCUGGAUGGUCACCGUCAUUGGCUACACACUAGACAUACCAGACUCGGUGUCCGGACUGACCAUCCUGGCAGCUGGCAUAAGCGUGCCCGAGAUCAUCACCAGUGUCCUCAUCGUCAAGAUGGGGUUCGGCAACAUGGCGUUCAGCAACCUCAUCGGAAGCAACAUAUUCGACAUCCUUUUCUGCCUGGGCUUCCCAUGGCUGGUCAAGACACUUUCCCACUCGAGCACGGGGAGUCUGCACAUCAACAGUGGCGCACUCACCUACACGACGCUCACUCUGCUCGCCACCACCGUGUUAAUGUUAGUGACUUUGUGUGCCUCCAGAUGGCGGCUGAAUUGGAAAGUUGGCAUCGUCUGUCUCGUCCUCUACGUGGCAUUCAUUGUGCUCGCCUGUUGCUAUGAGCUGAACUUCUUUGGACAAUUCAAUCCUCCCACUUGCGCUGAGUAGAUUGACUUAUACCUGGUCAUUUAGACAUCAGUUUGGUUGCUUGUGAACUUGUAUCGGUUAAUCGGUUAGGCGACGGUUCACGACAGUAAAAACAACAGGCGUCUCCGCGGAGAAUGCAAGAGUGGCUAUCCCCAUCAAGGAUUCGCGCCACUUGAGGCUGCAACCAGACUGUGAAGUUUUUAUGCUAGUCUAUUAUGCUCUUGAAAAUUCAGCAUAUAAUGAAUUCUCUCAGCAAUUUGUUACUAUGGUAAGAAGCCAGACCACGUGUUCAGUGACAAAUUGUCCGGAGGUACAGGUAAAUAUAUACUUUAAAAAAAACAACAAAAAAACAGCAACAAGGGAGAUUUUACAUUCUGCAAAAUGGCGGAAUGCGAAACUGUUUGCGACCACGUGAAUUUCUGCUAAUAUUUUACUCAAUCUUCAGAUCGCUCCAGGGCUCGACUUAGAGCAUGGUUGCGGAUAACGAAAAACAGACGGUCAUAUUUUGUAACUAUUUUUUCUUAGCUCAUCUUACUUCCGAACAGUUCCUUCGAAAUGCCUGCUUUAACGAAUGUCAAGGCGAUUGUUCGAAUACAUAAAUGGACUGAGAUCUAUUUCUUCAAAACGAAUGUUCACUCUUCAACGUGUUCCAGGCAGGUUGUCCCUCUUGUUUCCCUCAUUUUUUUUUUCCGGUUCAUUGGGUUAAGAGGGAACUUAAAAUUACUGCGCUGGGUUGGGUUGUGUGGCAGUAAAUACUUUAAAACAUGGUGCCCGUAACAAUUGCUUUCUGCUUCAUUAGGCGGAAAACUUAAGAUUAAUAAAAAGCAAGAACAAAGGUGGAAAUACUGUCGCUACUUGCACUUUUGGCACUUUAAAACUCUAAUAGCAUAUGAAAAAAAAAAAAAAAAAACGCGGCACUUUGUUUUUGUAGUGCUACAUGUGAUCUCGUUCAGGAAUUGUUGGAAUAUAUACUAUCUCAUCAACGUUGGGCCUCAUAUGCUAGUGAUUGUCUCUGAAAAUAUAGACGUAGGUUCAAAAGUCAUUCCGUGAUAACAUUCUUUCAUCCGCUCAUUGUUAUAACGAGCGGUUUUAAUGUAACAUGGUACAUAAGAAAGACGAAAGUCCGGCCAGUGUACAUUUGUAUAUAAUUUGUUUGUCGCGAGAUAGUGAUGUUAAAAAAAAGUUAUAUUAAACAUGUUUGUUUGAUAA